AUGUCGUCGUCAGCUAAAUGUCGUAGCUGUGGAUCCAAUGACAUCGAAACGGAUCCAUCUCGUGGAGACUCCGUAUGUACAGCAUGUGGUGUGGUCUACGAAGACCAACUAAUUGUAAGCGAAACUUCAUUUGAAGAAACUUCAUCAGGUAACAUGAUGGUCGUGGGUCAAUUUGUAGCAAGUGAUUCAACAGGUUCAGCGUCGGGUUUUGGCGGUGGUUACCGAAUCAACAGCAAAGAGUCUCAUGAAAUAACAAUUCAGAAUGCGCGCAAAGGAAUAACUCAUUUAUGUCAGCAAUUACAUUUAAAACCAUACAACAUCGAGAUGUCGGUGAAUUUUUAUAAAAUGGCCUUAGCUAAAAAUUUAACCCGUGGUCGAAAACAAGCCCACAAUCACGCUGCAUGUGUUUACAUAACAUGCAGAACAGAAAGAACAUCACAUUUAUUAAUUGACAUUAGCGACGUACUUCAAAUAGAUGUUUAUGAACUAGGACGUACGUAUUUAAAAUUUAUUACUGCAUUUUCUUUGACAAUGCCUUCAAUGGACCCCUGUUUAUACAUAAUUCGUUAUGCAAGCAAACUAGAUUUUGGAGCUAAAACUCAUCAAGUAUCAACAACUGCAUCGCGAUUAGUUACUAGGAUGAAGCGUGACAGUAUUCAUAGUGGUAGAAGGCCAUCAGGUUUGUGUGGAGCUGCUUUAUUGAUAGCAGCACGAUUGCAUGAGUUUAAUCGUACACCCAGUGAUAUUAUUAAAAUAGUUAAGGUACAUGAAUCAACACUACGUAAACGAUUGAUUGAAUUUGGUGAUACUCCGUCAAGUGCGUUGACGCUAGAUGAAUUCAUGACUGUUGAUUUGGAAGAAGAACAAGAUCCACCUGCGUUCAAAGCAACUCGGAAAAAAGACCGCGAACGUCUACAAAAGUUGGAGAAUAUCGAUGAAGAGUUUGACGAUCUGCAAAAUGAAAUUGAUAAACAACUCAGUCAGCACCAAAUCUCGAGGAAGAGAUCGCGUGAAAUGAGUAAUACUGAAGAUAUCGAGACAAAUCGUUUUAUACAUAAAAAUACAGUGGAUGUUAUUCAGAAUUGUUUGGAAGAUAAUUCUGAUAAAACUGACGGAAAAUCAAAGAGCAGUAAUAUUGAGUUGGGACCGGACAUAGCCUCGAUGGGAUUACCAUAUUCAUUUACCGAUUCACGCAAUGCUAAAGAAGUAAAUGAGAAAGUUGAUAAAUUCAAUAAUGGAUCUGGUGAGAUUGAUCUUAAUGGAUUAGAUGAUGAUGAGUUGGAUAGUUAUAUUUUGUCAGAAACAGAAGCUGGGAAAAAAACAGUUAUGUGGAAUUCUGUGAAUGCUGAAUAUUUGGAAUUACAAAAAGAAAAAGAGGAAAAAAGACUUAAAGCUAUAGAAGAAGGAAAGCCGGAAAAGAAAAAACGAAAAACUGGAAACAAAAAAAAACAAUCUGUACCAGCUAAUACUACUGGCGAAGCUAUUGAAAAAAUAUUACAAGAGAAGAGAAUAUCGUUAAAAAUUAAUUAUGAUGUUUUAGAAACAUUAAAAGCUCUUAAAAAAGAAAGCGGAGAAUUUUUGCCUUGUUAA
Molecule: messenger RNA, 1590 nt
Organism: Cotesia congregata
Lineage: Eukaryota; Metazoa; Arthropoda; Insecta; Hymenoptera; Braconidae
Source: the annotation of a GenBank genome assembly